AUGGUUGAAAUAACAGAAUUGCAUGAUGAUGAGCCCAUAGAGGUAACAACCCCAGAAUCUACCAUGGAAGGUGCCCCGCAACUUCCACCAGGAAUGGCAGAGUUUACCGGAAAAUCAUCUGAGGAGAUGUUGGCAGAGUUGAAGAAAAGUCCAUUUUUCAUGGAUAGUUAUGAUGCAAACGGAGAUCAUGGUGACAAUCCACAACUUGAAGCAUUGAAAUCUCUUCAGAGUGAAGGUACACCCAAAGAGAUCGCUGAGCGUCAGAAGAGUAGGGGUAAUGACUUCUAUAAGAGAAAGCAGUAUCGGGAAGCCUUGAAGUGUUAUACGGAAGGAAUUGAUGCACGCUGUGGAGUGAAGUUUAUUGAGGCUGCGUUGUAUACAAAUCGGGCUGCUUGUAAUUUAGAGUUUAAGAACUAUGCCAUGUGUAUUGGUGACUGCAGAAAGUGUCUAGAUAGACAGCCUAAAAACGUUAAGGCAUUAUUCAGGUGUUCCAAGGCUAUGUUUGCCAUUGAGAGGUACGAGGAUGCCGAAAAAACAUUGCUGUAUGCAGUCUCUAUUGAUGAUGAGAAUGUAGCUGUUAACGCAAUGCUCAAGAAGGUGAGGGCGAGAAUACAGGCUAUUAUUAAAGCUGAAGAGAGGAAAGCAAGAGCUAAGGCUGAGAAGGAGCAGAAGGAUAAGGCUUUGAAGGAGGCCCUUAGUUUGAGAGGAAUAGUAAAUCUCAGAACCAAUGAGCCAGCAGAUACCCCCGAUGGAAGUAAGCUGCAUCUUGAGGAUUCGAAGGACGUCCAAUCGCAGUUAAUUAUUCCGGCCAUGGUGCUCUAUCCGACAACAGAUGAGUUUGACUUUGUUUCUGAAGUCAGUGAAUUGACUACUCCUCUUCAAUUGGCCGAAAUUGUUAUGGAUAGACCUGAUUCAUACUUUGAAGAUGGUAAACAUACAAAUUUCAGACCGAAAAGACUUGAAGCAUAUUUGGAGACGCAGUCCGGAGGAUUGAUUAAGGUGGGGAAGAAAGUGAUCUUCAGUAAAGCAUUGAUGCAAGCUCAUGCUCCAUUAUUUGACGGUAUUCUUCGUGUUUACUUGGUUCCAAGGAUAGAUUCUACUAACUGGAUAUCCAAAUGGGAUAAGAUGAAGGCUCUUGGUAAGAGACAACAGUAA
Brettanomyces nanus is the source of this 1155-nucleotide messenger RNA. RefSeq lists its product as uncharacterized. Lineage: Eukaryota; Fungi; Ascomycota; Pichiomycetes; Pichiales; Pichiaceae. The transcript has a single exon. Bases 1 to 1155 code for a protein of 384 amino acids. The record is from RefSeq and is a predicted model, not a curated record. Gene Ontology annotation, molecular function: Hsp90 protein binding. Gene Ontology annotation, biological process: protein folding.